AUGGAUAUUGAUCGUCCUGCAAAUGUGUCAUUUUUUGAUUUCGUUGGAGGAGUUCAACUUCUCCAGGGGGAGGACACCAGGACAGCCAUGCCUGUCAUCCUCAUCGGGAUCUGCGUGUCCGGAGCGGUUGGGAAUUUGCUCGUUUUGCUAAUUUUCAUCCGUGACUUUAGAAACGGAAAGGGCUCAGAGGUGAAAGCGCUCCUCGCCUCUCUUGCCUCCACGGACUUGGUGAUCCUGCUGUUGUGCGCCCCCGUGCGCGCCGUCACCUACUACAAGCAGACCUGGACCUUGGGGAGCUUUGUCUGCAGCACUACGGACUGGUUCCAGCACUCUUGUGUGGUUGCAAAAACUUUAAUCCUUGCAGUCACCACCAGAGCCAAACACACUAUUGUUCCCAGAACCGCCACGGGUCCACUUUACAACCCAACGUGGAUUCACGGAGCCCUGGCGUUCAUUUGGAUUUUGUCAAUGAUGUUUCCGAUUCCCCAGAUGCUUUUUGCCUCUACGGUGCAGCAUGGCCGCGACACUAUUUGCGUCUCUGAAAUGCCAGUGUGCGCGUCUGACUUCAUGAGAUUCUUCUACAAGAUUUAUCCAACUGCGACCUAUGUGGUGCCGGUCAUCUUUACAAUUGCCUACUACACAAAAACGCUGCACACUGCGGUGAAUCACGCACCCAGCCCGCAGCAUCAGAGCAAGGUUAUCCUGGUUUUACUGUGUCUGAGUGGCGCCCUCGGGCUCAUGCUGCUGCCAGAGUGGGGGACAUUCACCUGGAUAAGGCUCGGGUAUAACAAACCUCCCGUCGGUUUGAUCAUCUUUGCGCAAGUCCUCCUUUACGCAUGCAGCUCCCUGUCUCCGGUGAUCUUAAUGACCAUGUACGACGACGUGCGCCAAGGACUGAUCACCAUCUGGUUCAUCGGGACCUGCAGAGGCCCAAAGCACCUCCCCAGGAUCAAGUGUCCAAAAACGGAGGGGAACGGAGCAGAACUCGGAGCCAACGCCGUCGCCAACGCGGUGUCACAGGAGAAGGAGAAGACCUUCCCAGAUGUGGAGCACUUUUGGACAGGGCGCAGAAACACACACGUCGAGGAGGAGCAGGAUCCGGUUCCGUGGGAGAGAGAGGAGAAAAUGUUGUAG
Messenger RNA from Micropterus dolomieu (smallmouth bass), 1134 nucleotides. RefSeq names its product G-protein coupled receptor 151. Lineage: Eukaryota; Metazoa; Chordata; Actinopteri; Centrarchiformes; Centrarchidae. Gene Ontology annotation, cellular component: membrane. The transcript has a single exon. Gene Ontology annotation, biological process: G protein-coupled receptor signaling pathway. The record is from RefSeq and is a predicted model, not a curated record. Gene Ontology annotation, molecular function: G protein-coupled receptor activity. Bases 1 to 1134 code for a protein of 377 amino acids.